AUGAAAUUAUUAUUAUUAUUUAUAUUUUUAUAUUUUGGAUAUAUUCAAUCUGAUAGUAUACCAUCAUCAUCAUCAUCUGCAGCAUCAGAUCAACAACAAUCAAAAAAGGAUGAAUCAAUAUUUGGAAAGAUUAGUAAAACAGUAGAAUAUGAUUAUAUUAUAUUAGGAGCAGGAACAUCGGGAUCUGUAGUUGCCAAUAAGCUAUCGGCAAACAAACUUAACCGUGUUUUAUUGGUAGAGGAAGGUAAAUAUCCUCAACAUCCACUCAUCUGGGAACCAAAUGGAUGGUCUGACAACUGGAUCUUUAAUUAUCAGCCAGACUAUGCAAAGUCUUUCUUCUCAACUCCUCGAUCAAAUACUCAUAAUAGAUCGAUAGAGUUGAGAAGAGGUGUUGGUUUGGGUGGUUGUGGUAUGAUCAAUGCUAUGAUCUUUCAAGUUGGUGUAAAGGAAGACUAUGACCUUUGGGUAGAACAUUGUGGUGGUGACAUGGAAUGGGACUUUGACACAUCCAUUAAACCAUUGGUCGAUAGUGAAUUGUUCAACAAGGCAUUCAAUGUACGUGUUAAUGACAAGGACCGUGUAUUCCUACCAGAGAUGAAACAAGUACUCCAAGACGUUGGAUAUACCUAUGGUGAAGAGAUUGACACCAGAAUUGGUUUAUUCUUGGAUAGAAGGUUUGCACAAUCUUUUGACAAUCGAACCGGUCAUUGGAAGAGACAAACAUCGUAUGGUCAGUUUGUAGAUAAUAUCAUUGCCGAUCGUUCCAAUCUUGAUGUCUAUGAAGGUACAAAGGCACUAAAGUUGGACGUAGAAGUUGACAAGAAAAAGGCAAUGGUUGAAGCCAAAGGUGUCUAUCUCUUGGACAAAACAACACAUCGUAUCAUUUAUGCCAAAGUUAGAAAACAAAUCGUAAUUAGUAUGGGUGCAUACGAUUCUCCACUGUUCCUUCAAUUCUCUGGUAUCGGUGAUUGGGAAUCACUCCGUAGAGCUGGCAUCAAACCAGUACUCCAUUCACCAUAUGUUGGAGCAUCUGUUAGCGACCAAUAUAGUCAUAUACCUCCAUCAGCCUUUCUACAUGAUGUAGCUGCCGACGGCUACGUUAUCUAUGGUCCAAAACCAGAAGACAAUAAUGGUAGUCAAAAGAUUAAAUGGAUUCUUAAUCCAGAUAUUAGACCUUUCAUGGGUGGUAAUAGAUUCAUUUGUUUUGUUGAAUUGGUUUAUCCACAAUCUUCUGGUUCCAUUCAAAUUGAAAAUGCAACAACCACCAGUUUCACAGUUCCAUUGGUCGACAAAAACUAUCUUUCAUCACAACAAGAUAUCAAUGUCAUUCAAGAUGGUCUAAAAGCUUGUAGAAUGAUUGAAUCUAAACUUUUAGAAAGAGGGUAUCUUCAAGGUGAUGAAUUCUUACCUGGUUUUGCUGUUCAAUCUUUGGAAGAUCUUGAAAAACAUAUUCGUGCUACUUCUCUAACUGAUUAUCAUCCACAUGGAAGUGUUAGAAUGGGAUCAGAUGUUACAUCACCACUUUCACCAAGAUUAAAAUUAAAAGGAUCAAAGAAUAUUAAUGUAAUCGAUGCAUCUGUAAUUCCAGUGACUCCUUCAUCCAAUACCAACAUACCUUCAGUCAUCAUUGCUCUUAAGGGUUCUUCAUUCAUUCUUCAAGAAGAUGAAUAA
Messenger RNA from Cavenderia fasciculata, 1671 nucleotides. RefSeq names its product glucose-methanol-choline oxidoreductase. The record is from RefSeq and is a predicted model, not a curated record. Gene Ontology annotation, molecular function: flavin adenine dinucleotide binding; oxidoreductase activity, acting on CH-OH group of donors. Lineage: Eukaryota; Evosea; Eumycetozoa; Acytosteliales; Cavenderiaceae. Bases 1 to 1671 code for a protein of 556 amino acids. The transcript has 3 exons.